GUCGGCUCCCUCUACGCUCCCUCUUCGCCGUUGAGCAUUUGCCAAGAGUGGACGUUCGCGUACGUUGAGUGAUAUCGAGUUUAAUCCAAACGAGUGGUGACGCUCUCUUAUUUCGUUGAACUCCUGAGACACUUUGCCCGGCGAGUUCGAACAGUAGAGAGUAGGCGCAUCACGCUACCGGUUUCUUUGAGUUGUUGAAUGGCUAACAGUCAAGACGACAACAUGGAAAACGGCGAAGAUUUCUCGCAGGACGUGAAAGCGGAACCCAAUUUCGUGCAAGACGAUCAAAUGAACGGACAGAACAGUGAACAGAAUGGCGAAAACAACGGUGGCGAGGAAGAUGAUGACCUGCCGGUGGACAGCGGUGCCGCCGAUGCGCCCGGUCGCGGUGACGACAGGUACGUACCGAAAACGAAAUUGUUUGUUGGUGGACUUAGCUGGGAGACUAGAGAUAUUGAACUACGAGAACACUUCGGCAAAUACGGCGAGAUCGAAAGUAUAAAUGUCAAGACAGAUCCAAACACUGGCAGGUCGCGAGGCUUUGCUUUCAUCGUGUUUAACACCCCCGACGCCAUAGACAAGGUUGUUGAAGCCGGAGAACAUGUAAUCAAUGGCAAGAAAGUGGAUCCGAAGAAAGCUAAAGCGCGCCAUGGUAAAAUCUUUGUCGGUGGCCUCACCAACGAGCUAACAGACGAUGACAUCCGGAAUUACUUCACGCAAUUUGGCACAAUCGUCGAAGUUGAAAUGCCAUUCGACAAGACGAAGAACCAGCGCAAAGGAUUCUGCUUCAUCACAUUCGAAUCGGAGCAAGUCGUUAACGAGCUUCUCAAGACACCCAAACAGACUAUCAAUGAUAAAGAGGUGGACGUCAAGAAGGCGACACCCAAGCCCGAUGCAAUGGGCAAUAUGCGGGGCGGCCGCAUGAUGCGCGGUGGCGGUCGUGGCCGCGGACGGGGUAAUUACGGCAAUCAGAACUGGGGCAAUCAGGGUUACGGUGCGUACGGCGGCUACGGUCAGAGUGGCUACGGUGGCAAUUACGAUGGCUACAGCGGUGGCUAUGAUUACUACGGCGGCGGUUACGGCGGAUACGGAGGCUACGACUACUCAAGCUAUGGCGGCAAUUAUGAUUACGGCCACGGGUAUGAUGGCGGCUACGGCGGCGGCGGCGGUGGUGGUGGCAGAGGGGGCAAUCGCGGCAAAGGUUCCGGCGGUGGUGGUGGCGGAGGCGGUGGUGGCUACAAUGGCGGCAAACAACAGGGCGGACGUGGUGGCCGCAACCAAAGAACUCAACCAUAUUAAUUUUACGAAUAAUUGUGAUCAGUACCUUUGUUUUUCGAACUUCAUUUAUCUCAUUAGCCUACGAUUUCAUUUAGCAGCCAGACAACUUGGAACACGCACUAGUUAAAGUCAUUCCAUUUGUAAUCGUUUUCCGAGGACCGGCGCCCAUCGUCGCAAGCAACAAAUCGCAAUUUACUCGUUUUAGUUUAAUCCUUACUAUUUAAUUUUGGAGACAGAUUAAGUGUAUGUAUAUGACAAUUAAAAUUGAAAAGAUCACGCGCGCGAUUGCGGAUUACUUAAACAAACAAGAAAGAAAAAAACUCAUCGAAGAAUGUCUUUUUAUUUAUCAGAAUGAAGUUAAAAUUUAAAUAAAACUAUAAAUAAAGUAAAAUAUGAUAGAAAUGCAUUGUGUGCCCGACACGCAGCAUGCUAACUCUCUCCAUUAACGUAUAAGUCUAAAUCUAAACAAAGAACGUUAAAAAGUCUAACUGUGUAUUAGAUGCAAACCGCAGACAAAGCAGAGAAAAGCAGUUUUAAUUUUUUAAUAUUUAAGAAAUAAGACAUGAACGCGGAGACGCGCUACUAUUUGUUUUAAAACUUAGUAAAGUAGGUAACAUAGUAUCUUCCUGUAUUACAUUUUUUUAUUUAUAUACUUAUGAGUUGUGUCGCCGAAUGUAAUGGUGUAAUUGAAAUAUAAUUGUACUCUUCA
Molecule: messenger RNA, 1987 nt
Organism: Dalotia coriaria
Lineage: Eukaryota; Metazoa; Arthropoda; Insecta; Coleoptera; Staphylinidae
Gene: sqd
Product: RNA-binding protein squid
Exons: 8
Coding region: 199-1299 (366 amino acids)
Biological process (GO): regulation of gene expression
Cellular component (GO): chromatin; nucleoplasm
Molecular function (GO): RNA binding
Source: RefSeq, a predicted model, not a curated record